AUGCCUUUACAACGACACCAAACUCAAGCCAAUGUUCUCGCCCCCAGACCUCCUCCUCUCCGUCAACUUAAUCCGAUUCCCGAACGCCGCCCUGAUCCUCCUACAACAUCAGUCAAAGUUGAAGAACAACCGAAGAAGGCAUUCGAACCCAUCAAGCUUCAUCCCAAGAACUUAAAUCGUCUUUGUCCAACACUUUUACUCAACAAUCCUUCUCUCACUUCUACUCGAACACAUACAUACCGCCCAUCUAUCAAAGGAGGUAUCAUCAUUCUCAAAGACCUUUCCAAGAUCCCUGAACCAAUUCCUGAAUCUGCUCGAAAAGUUUCCCAGUUUUGA
Messenger RNA from Melampsora larici-populina 98AG31, 336 nucleotides. RefSeq lists its product as uncharacterized. NCBI's taxonomy places the organism in Eukaryota, Fungi, Basidiomycota, Pucciniomycetes, Pucciniales, Melampsoraceae. The record is from RefSeq and is a predicted model, not a curated record. The transcript has a single exon. Bases 1 to 336 code for a protein of 111 amino acids.